AAAUAGGAUAAGUAUGGAGGGACAAGCGCCAUAAGUGCAGGUGAAACGGAAAGAUUUCCAGUCACGACGGCCGCUGCCACCAAUCCAUAAAAAACACUGAGAAUACAGCACACAGCCACCCAAAGUUAGAAAGAGACCUGUAAACAAUAACAACAACAAUGGCAGUGUCCUAGCACAAAUCCCUGUACCUACUACGUAUGUCUUUCCAAAAAAGAAACAAAGAAAAGGGCGUUGUUGGGCUCUUCUUGUUUUCCUUUUCUUUUAAGUUUUCUUGAUUCUAACGUUAUUUGAAUGACGAAGAAGAGGGUGUUGUUCUGUGGUCAAGGGGGGCUGGACAAUGGAAGCCUUUACGGAAGUGAACAAGGGAAUAAUGGAAUACGUGACAAAGAACAUGAUGAAUUAUCAGGAGACGAUGCCAGCCAUUUUAGCCUUACCGGUGAGAUUCUCCCUUCUCUAGGUGCCACCGCUCGUAGCAACCGCCGGGUCAUUCUCCGUCGCUACAUUCUCUCUCCCUUCGACCCUCGCUACAGAUUAUGGGAUACUUUCUUGGUAUUUCUAGUUUUCUACACAGCAUGGGUGUCUCCAUUUGAAUUUGGCUACCUUAGCAAACCCAGUGGGGGUUUAGCCAUAGCAGAUAAUGUUGUCAACGGAUUUUUUGCCAUUGAUAUUGUUUUGACCUUCUUUGUUGCAUACCUUGACAAAAGUUCAUAUCUACUAGUUGAUAACCGGAAAAAGAUUGCUUGGAGGUAUACAAAAUCGUGGUUGGUCCUUGAUGUUAUCUCUACAAUCCCAUCUGAGCUUAUCAGGGAAAUAUUGCCUGAUAAACUUCAGUCAUACGGGUACUUUAGCAUGCUUCGCCUCUGGCGUCUCCGGCGAGUUAGUAAAUUCUUUUCAAGAUUGGAAAAGGAUAGGAACUACAAUUACUUUGUGGUUCGAUGCGUGAAGCUCAUAUGUGUUACUCUAUUUGUAGUUCACAUGGCCGGUUGCUUCUACUAUCGCAUUGCUGUAAAUUACAAGGAUCCAAGUAAAACAUGGAUCGGAUCCGUUUGGGAAGAUUUUCAUGGAGAGAGCCUGUGGAUUCGUUAUGUCAAAUCACUUUACUGGUCUACAACCACGCUCUCUACCACUGGAUAUGGUGAUUUGCAUGCUGUCAAUCCGCAGGAGAUGAUAUUCGUCAUGUUCUACAUGAUGUUUAAUCUUGGACUGACAUCAUAUUUGAUUGGAAACAUGACCAAUUUGGUUGUCCAUGCCACAUUCCGAACAAGGCAAUUUAGAGAUACUAUCCAAGCUGUCUCAAGUUUUGCACAAAGGAACCGCCUUCCGAUUCGGUUACAAGAACAGAUGCUUGCUCAUUUAUGUUUGAAGUACAGAACCGACUCGGAGGGAUUGCAUCAACAAGAGACCAUUGGUUCUCUUCCUAAAGCAAUUCGAUCGAGCAUUUCUAACUAUCUCUUUUAUUCACUUGUGGAUAAAGUGUACUUGUUUCGUGGGGUAUCAAAUGACCUGCUCUUUCAGCUGGUCACAGAGAUGAAAGCUGAAUACUUUCCACCCAGAGAAGAUGUAAUUUUGCAAAAUGAAGCACCAACAGAUCUGUAUAUUUUAGUCACUGGCGCGGUGGAACUUAGCGUGCGCAGGAAUGGAAUAGAGCAGGUUGUUGGUGAGGCUGCAACUGGAGAUGUUAUUGGUGAGAUUGGUCUGCUAUGUUACAGACCACAGUUAUUCACAGUUCGAACCAAACGGUUGAGUCAGCUCCUACGUUUGAAUCGAACUGCGUUCUUAAAUAUUGUCCAAUCAAAUGUUGGAGAUGGGACAGUAAUCAUGAACAACCUUCUUCAGCAUUUGAAAGAGCUGAAUGAUCCAGAGAUGGAAGGAAUUUUGCAACACACAGAGCUCAUGCUGACUCAGGACAGAAUGGAUUUACCUCUUACUUUGUGCAUCGCAGCAAUGAGGGGUGAUGAUCUAUUGUUGCAUCAGUUGCUGAAGCAGGGUUCAGAUCCAAAUGAGUCGGACGAAAAUGGACGAACUGCGCUGCAUAUUGCAGCUUCAAAUGGGAAUGAGCACUGUGUAGUCCUACUUCUGGAGUAUGGAGUAGAUCCUAACAUCAAAGAUUCAGAGGGCAAUGUUCCUCUAUGGGAAGCGCUACAGGGGAAUCAUAAAUCUGUAUUUAAACUUCUUUCAGACAAUGGGGCAACAAUAACUUCUGGUGAUGUGGGCCAAUUUGCAUAUACAGCUGCUGGGCAAAAUAACGUGGAUUUGCUCAAGGAAAUUGUCAAAUAUGGUGGAGAUGUAACACUGCCUGCAAGGUGUGGAACUACUGCCAUUCAUACAGCAAUCUCUGAAGGAAACACUGAAAUGGUCACGUUCAUCUUAGACCAAGGAGCCGAUGUUGAUAAGCCAGAUCUCCAUGGAUGGACACCAAGGGAUUUGGCUGAUCAUCAGGGCCAAGAGGAAAUUCAAGCUUUGUUCGAAAAUAGGACGCAGACGAAUAAAAAAAGGGUUUCCACAAUCCCAAAGCAUCCAGGGGUGCCAUUUGGUAGGAAGCCCAUGGCAAGGUAUAGUAGUGAACCUACAAUACCUCCAUUUUCUCCUUCUUUUCGUCAUGAUGUUAUGCCACCAGUCCCUGAAGUCUCAUGGCCUGAUAGACCUCGAAGGAGAAGGGCAGACAAUUUCCACAACUCUCUUGUUGGGAUGAUGUCAGUUGCUAGUACUGGUGAGAAUGACAUAAUUUCAUCCCCAGCCCGUUUUACUGGCUUCGCAAGUUUGAACUGUCGUGCUAGAGUGACUCUCAGUUGCCCGGAUAAAGGUGAAGUUGCUGGAAAGAUUGUUGCUUUACCAAAUUCACUCCAAGAACUACUUGAUAUUGGUUCCAAAAAAUUUGGGUGCAAUGCCUCCAAGAUUCUAACGAAGGAAGGUGCUGAAAUUGAAGAUAUGGAGGUACUUAGAGAUGGCGAUCAUCUUGUUCUUGUUAGUGAUGCUGGCACUUAAAGUUAAAUAUGUCAGUUGGUUUGAGUUCUGAGGUCAGAUUACCUAUCCAAGAUUCACGGUGGGCCAAUUUAUUGAUAAUGAAACAUGGUGAUCCUUCCUGUAGUCUGGCUUUGUCUUUCUAUCUUUCAAAAUUUUCUUCCGGAUCGUGUUGUAUAAAUAGAGAAACUGUGAUAGCAAAUAGGAGAUUAUG
Messenger RNA from Populus euphratica (Euphrates poplar), 3175 nucleotides. Its product is annotated as potassium channel AKT1-like. Gene Ontology annotation, molecular function: protein binding; voltage-gated potassium channel activity. The record is from RefSeq and is a predicted model, not a curated record. Gene Ontology annotation, biological process: potassium ion transport; transmembrane transport. The transcript has 12 exons. Lineage: Eukaryota; Viridiplantae; Streptophyta; Magnoliopsida; Malpighiales; Salicaceae. The coding region runs from base 292 to 2985 and encodes 897 amino acids. Gene Ontology annotation, cellular component: membrane.